AUGGAAGAAGAGAUAAGAUGUUUUGUUUGUAAAGAAUUCUACAGGGAACCAGUAUUACUACCUUGUGGGCAUGCACUUUGCAGAGUUUGUGCUGUCAAUUUACAGACUCAUAUACCAGAAGGAGAUAACUCUGCAGCCUCUAACGAUUACCAAGAAGCGGACAAAGCCUCGGUAUCUAGCGAAACUGACAGUGGAGUAGUAUGUGGAUCAAGGCCUAAUAGUUACGCAGGAACCCCAGCAGCGCCCGCGUAUUCGAGCGCAGCGUUUACAAUAACUUGUCCAUCCUGCAGUAAAUUAGUUUACUUGGAUGACAAUGGAGCCGAAGGACUACCUCCGUUUCGCGUUAUGCGAACUAUUGUUGAGCGAUUCGGUGGUGUUACUGGUGCUCCGCCUGCUGAGGAAGCCUGCCAAAUGUGCGAAGGUGAAAGGCGAGCAGCCGUGGUGAGAUGUGAGCAAUGUUCAGUUCGGUACUGCGCCGGCUGCCGCGACGCCUGGCACCCCACACGCGGGCCCCUGGCUCAACACGAGCUGCGGCCGCUGGGCACCACCUGUGCAGAUCAUGGCUCGCCGCCCGUCCUCUAUUGUAAUGCCUGUUUAGUGCCCAUAUGUCAGCGCUGCCUUGCUGAAAGACACUCUACACAUGAGACACAAGCUUUAUCCACAGCUGCCAGGGCUCAUAAGACUGAAUUAUCACAAUCAUUACAACAUCUAUCAGAACAAGCCAAAGCCAUGACAGAAUACAUACAGCUAGUUAAAGGAACAGGGGACAAAAUUAAUGAAUCUUGUGAAGAAUUGGAGAAACAAAUUGACAAUGCUUGUUCUGAAGUAACUCGUGCCAUAGAGAGGAGACGUGAUGAGCUUAUACGUGCAGCUAGAAACACACGAUCUCAGGCCAUAACCAAUAUGCGCUCUCUGACUUCACAUGCUGCUCAGAAACUGCGAGAAGCAACAGCUCUGCUGCACUUCUCCAUAGAAGCUCUCAAAGAAUCUGACCAUGCAGCUUUUCUACAAGUGGGGAACAUAUUGUCGGCGCGCGCGCAAGAGACCGCUUCGAAUCUGUGUUCGUCAUUAGACACUCCGCCCACCGCCCCCGCCCUCACACUCGAUGUGGAGCCAGUGUUGCGCACCGUCAGAAGUAUGAACUUCGUGGAAUGCAUACCAGCGGAAUGUCUUAUGAAGUCAUCAGCGCCCGGCGCUCCUGAGAUGGCAGUCGAAGCCUGUGCAGCGCGUGGCUGUUCGUGCACGCUUGCGUGGCGGGCUCCGGCACAACCUCAUGCCGUGCGUGGAUAUGUGCUGGAACUAGACGACGGACUGGGCGGGCCAUUCCGGGAAGUAUACUGCGGGCGGGAAACAGUUUGUACUAUAGAUGGAUUGCACUAUGCCUCGUUGUACAGCGCCCGGGUGAAGGCUUUCAAUGGAGCUGGGGAAGGUCCUUACAGCGAAGUAAUCGGGCUUCAAACCUCUCCAGUGGCAUGGUUCACAUGGGACGCGCGGUGUGCGGAGGCCGAAGGUGGAGUGACACUCAGUGCAGACGGACUAAGCGCGGCUGCAACGGGCUGGCAGCCACGCGUCGCACUCGCAGACCAACCACUCGCUCGCGGAAUGCACUACUGGAGACUGCGCAUUGACAGAUACGAUGGAGACGCUGAUCCUGCUUUCGGAAUUGCUAGGGCGGAUGUUGCCAGAGAUAAGAUGCUAGGUAGCGACGCAUUGGGUUGGGCGAUGUAUAUCGAUGGUUCGAGGUCGUGGUUCGUGCAUGGCGGCGCGCACGGUGGUCGGGCGGCGGGAGGCAUUGCUCGAGGUUCCUGCGUUGGUGUACUACUUGAUCUCACUCGUGGCACGCUACGUUUCACUGUAGACGACCAACCUCAGGGUGAUAUAGCAUUUACGGGUCUUCGCGGAGCGUUCUACCCGGCUGUGUCAUUGAACCGCGGUGUGGCCGUCACUCUGCAGCCAGGCCUACCGCCGCCACCGGACCUGCUCAUAUCACAAUUAUCUAUUGAAUAA
Molecule: messenger RNA, 2007 nt
Organism: Spodoptera littoralis (African cotton leafworm)
Lineage: Eukaryota; Metazoa; Arthropoda; Insecta; Lepidoptera; Noctuidae
Source: the annotation of a GenBank genome assembly